This is a messenger RNA of Selaginella moellendorffii, 726 nucleotides long. RefSeq names its product peptidyl-prolyl cis-trans isomerase CYP19-2. Gene Ontology annotation, biological process: protein folding; protein peptidyl-prolyl isomerization. Bases 93 to 608 code for a protein of 171 amino acids. Lineage: Eukaryota; Viridiplantae; Streptophyta; Lycopodiopsida; Selaginellales; Selaginellaceae. Gene Ontology annotation, molecular function: peptidyl-prolyl cis-trans isomerase activity. The record is from RefSeq and is a predicted model, not a curated record. The transcript has a single exon.
UAAAAGGAUAUCCUUCGUAUCAUUUUAAUGAUAGAUUAUGUUAACCUAGAAGGAUAUUCGCUAGAGGCAAUCGCAUAUUGAAAAGUCGGGGAAUGGGAAAUCCGCGAGUUUUCUUGGAGAUCACCAUCGCGAGCCACAAGGUGGGGCGAAUCGUGAUGGAGCUCUACAGCGACACCACGCCAAAGACGGCCGAGAACUUUCGGUGCCUGUGCACGGGCGAGAAGGGCGUGGGCAAGCGCGGCAAGCCCCUCUGCUUCAAAGGCACGCCCUUCCACCGCGUCGUUCCGGAGUUCGUCGCGCAGGCCGGGGACGUGAUCGAGGGGAACGGGACGAGCGGCGAGUCCAUCUACGGGCCAAAGUUCCAGGACGAGAGCUUUGAGCGCAAGCACACGGGUCCCGGGAUCCUGUCCAUGGCCAACGCCGGCCCAAACACGAACUCCUCGCAGUUCUUCAUCACGCUGGGAGCCGCGCCGUGGCUGGAUGGCAAGCACGUCGUCUUUGGCCGCGUUGUCGAUGGAAUGAAUGUGUUGAAGGCCAUCGAGGCCGCUGCAACUCUCGGGGGCAAGCCUUGGAAGAAAAUCCUCAUCUCCAACUCUGGACAGCUCUAGACGAAGCCUCUGCCUUCCCAGUUUCCCUGGAGAUCUUUUUCCUUUUUUCUAGCAGGUUCUCUUGCAUUCCCUGGAUAUCUUUCUUCUUCGUUCAAUCUCUGGAUAUCUGUCUCUUGGA